AUGGACGUCAAGCCUAGUCACACACCUAUGGACCCCGACUACCUGAAGUUUAGCGGGGAUCACGGCUUACUGCCGACCAACGAUCAGUACCGUCAAGCUGUCGGGGAGCUGCUGUACUUGAGCACAACUACGCGACCGGACAUUGCUUGUGCCAUCGGAAUUCUUUGUUGUCGCGUGAGUAAGCCACGCCAGCAAGACUGGAAUGCCGUGAAAAAGCUUUUAUGUUACUUGAAGUACACCAGAAGCUUAAAGCUGAAGCUCUCCGGGCAGCCAGGUAUGAAGCUGGAGUGCUACGUGGAUGCGGAUUGGGCAGGAGAUGUGUCGGACCGCAAAUCGACUAGCGGGUACUUCGCCCAGCUGGGAGGCAGUCCCGUCUCCUGGUCCACGAGGAAACAGAUGUCUGUAGCAUUGUCAUCUACAGAGGCCGAAUAUGUCGCAGCGGCACACGCGUCACAAGAAGUUUUGUGGCUUCGACAGCUCUUACAAGUUUUUGGUUAUGACCAACUUCAGCCGACCUGCCUUUACGAGGACAACCAAGGCUGCAUCAAGCUUGCACUUCGCGAGGGACACAGCGCGCGAACAAAACACAUUGACGUGCGACAUCAUCAUCUCAGAGAUUUGGUCCAACGCGGAGUCAUACACCUGCAAUACUGCGAAACAGCCAGGAUGGUCGCCGACGCAUUAACCAAACCCAUCCCGCGACCGCGACUACUGCUUCUGAGGGAGCACAUGGGUCCCUUUGAGCAUUAG
Molecule: messenger RNA, 750 nt
Organism: Ornithodoros turicata
Lineage: Eukaryota; Metazoa; Arthropoda; Arachnida; Ixodida; Argasidae
Exons: 1
Coding region: 1-750 (249 amino acids)
Source: RefSeq, a predicted model, not a curated record